UACCACACAUACCCAAGACUCUUGGAACGUAAAGGUUGGUUUGAUUGAUUAUUCCAUUCUCAUGAUUAUGUAUAUAUAAUGUGGUUUAGUGAGUGGAGUGAAAGCCAUUCACAAAUUAAAUAUCAUCAAUUAUAUCUAUUUAUAUUCCACUGAAAAUGGGAAUUAGAUACCAAAAUGUAGCUGCAUGCGCAGUAUUGGUAAUUGUGAUGUUAAUGGCUGAAAUUGCAGGCAUUUGUGCAAAUUCAAGUACUCUCCUCCACUCUCCGUGUCUUGAAAGAGAGAGGCAAGCUCUUGUGAAGUUCAAAGCAUCCCUGAAUGAUUCGUCAAACACGCUUUCCUCAUGGCAUGGCCAUGACUGCUGCCAAUGGAAAGGGAUCGGUUGUGAUAAUGUUACCAGUCACGUUGUCGUGCUUGAUCUCGCCAAUCCUUAUGUGAAAUGCAGGAGAUCCGAGGCACAAAUUGAAUACACGUCGGAAGAACAUGAUUAUGAGGAGUCGUUAUCAAGUGAAUGUGACCCUUUCAGCGAUCAAUAUUUAAAAGCUACGAAUGUGAAUUCGUCCCUACUGGAACUGGAAUACUUGACUCAUUUGGACUUGAGUGGAAAUUACUUCUCUUGGAGUCACAUACCGAUGUUCAUUGGUUCUAUGCACCGCCUCAGGUAUUUAUCCCUCGCUGAUGCUGGUUUUGGCGGGAGAAUACCCAGCAAUCUUGGAAAUCUCACCAACCUCCACUUUCUUGAUCUGAGUGGGAAUGGAUUUUCACCAGACAGCAACAUCAAUUGGAUUUCUGAAUUGCCAUUCCUGGAACACCUUGAUAUGAGCUUUAUUUACACUUGGUUUCAGGUUAAUAUUAAUCUCACCAUCAAUGCUCCUAAACUUCAAUUCCUAAGUCUUGCCGACAAUGGAUUUAGUGUGUCAAAUUUGGAUGCUUUACAAAACAUGACAUCUCUUGUGCAUCUUGAUCUCCAUGGAAACAAUCUUACUUUAAUUCCAUCUUUGUUUGGCAACUUCAAGAAACUUGAGUAUCUUCAUCUUUCUAGGUGUGGGCUUCAUGGUCCAAUUCCAAAUGCUUUUCAAAAUGCAACUUCCAUUGAAUUUUUGGACCUUUCUGAGAAUAAUUUUGACUCUCUUUCAUCCUGGUUUCACAAGUUUAAAAAACUCAAACAUCUUUUUCUUUCAUCUAAUAACUUCCAAGGUACAAUUCCCGUUGCUUUACAAAAUAUAACUAGCAUCGAGUCCCUUGACCUUUAUGUCAACUCUUUUACUUCAGUUCCAUCUUGGUUUAUUGAGUUAAAGAAACUUGUCUACCUCGAUCUUUCACUUAAUAAAUUAACAUCUAUGAAAUGUUCCAUUUCAUCCAUUUUGAAAAGCAUGUGUCACCUGAAAUGGUUAUAUAUAGCAGGAAAUAGACUCCGACAAGAAUCUAUUGGAAACAAUGAUUUGUCUACCUGCAUUAGACAUGAUUUGGAGAAUCUUGACUUGAGUCAAAAUGAAUUUAACGAUCAUUUACCAUCUUGGUUAGGACAACUUGAAAAUCUAGGCAACCUUUAUCUCCAAGAUAAUUUUUUCUAUGGUCCCAUUCCCUCUUCUUUUGGAAAAUUACUGAAAUUGAAAAACUUGGAUUUAUCCAACAACAAGUUAGAAGGGGACCUUCCUGAUUUCAUGGGACAACUUGUAAAUUUAAUGGAGGUGAAUCUUUCAAAUAAUUCAUUUAAUGGAACGAUUACUCAAAAUCUUGAACAACUUGUAAAUUUACAAUAUUUUGAUAUCUCAAAUAAUUAUUUAAAGGGAAUUAUUCCUCAAAAUCUAGGACAACUUGUAAAUUUAUCUACUCUUUAUCUCUCCAAUAAUUAUCUAAGGGGAUCCAUUCCUUCAAGUCUUGGUCAACUUAUAAGUCUAGUCUUCGUUGAUUUGUCAAAUAAUUAUUUAAAAGGAAUCAUUCCUACUAGUCUUAACCAACUUGUAAAUCUGUAUACACUUGAUCUUUCAAGGAAUAAAUUAGAUGGGAGAAUGUGUAUUGACUUUCAAAAACUUGUGAAUCUAUUAUGCCUGGAUCUGUCUUCAAACAAUUUGUAUGGAACCAUCACAGUGGAAGAAAGUCAUCCUUUUAUUAUCUCAAAAAUGUCGUAUUUGAAUCUCUCACAUAAUCAAAUCAGUGGCUCACUUCCUGAACAUAUUGGUCAUAUAAUGCCCAAUUUGGGGUCCUUGAUUCUUGGAAAUAACCUCAUAAAUGGUUCAAUUCCAAAAUCAUUGUGCCAAGUUGAUGAUUUGAGUAUCCUUGACCUUUCAAAGAACAGACUAUCUGGUAAAAUCCCCAAUUGUUGGAAAGAUAACAAAGCAUGGGAAGAAAUAAAUUUGUCAUCCAACAAACUCUCAGGGGCUGUUCCAAGUUCAUUUGGGAACCUUUCCUCUCUCUCAUGGUUGCAUUUGAACAAUAACAGCCUUCAUGGAGAGUUUCUAGCAUCUCUGAGAAAUUUGUCACAGUUGUUGAUUAUGGAUCUCGGAGAGAAUCAAAUUUCUGGAACCAUCCCAUCAUGGAGUGCGAACACAUUUUCUUCACUACAAAUUCUAAGAUUGAGGCAAAACAGGUUAAGUGGUAGCAUUCCUUCACAGAUAUGUGAACUAUCAUCCAUUCAAAUCUUGGACCUUUCUCGCAACAAUUUAAAUGGUUCAAUACCUCGCUGCAUAGGCAAUCUUCGAGGAAUGACUCUUGAGGCUCCCGCUUUGUCUCCUGCUUCAUCUGCGGCCGAGCUUAACAAUUUGUCUCUUGCAGAAUCUCGUUGGACAACUGAGGAUGUCAUAGAAGUCAUAAAAGGAAGAGAACUUGACUACAUAAGAAUCUUGAAGCUUGUAGUCAUCAUGGACUUGUCCGAGAAUAAUUUGGUUGGCUCCAUUCCAAAAGGAAUAACAUUGCUCAAUGGUUUGCAUAGCUUGAAUCUAUCAAACAAUCAUUUGAUUGGAAAGAUCCCUAACAUGAUAGGAGAUAUGAGAUCACUUGAAUCCUUUGAUGUUUCGAGUAACCAACUCUCGGGUACAAUUCCAAGCAGCAUGUUAGCUUUAACAUCACUAAGUCAUUUAAACUUGUCACACAACGACUUCUCUGGCCCAAUUCCUACAGAGAACCAGUUUUCAACUUAUGAUUCAUCGAGUUAUGCUGGCAACCCAUAUCUUUGUGGAUCUCCUCUACCCAACAAAUGUGGUUAUUUACAUGAAGAUCAUGGGAGCAACGAAUUUGAAGAUGAAGACAACAACUUAGAUAAGUUGGAAAAGUGGUUGUUCUACUUUGUGAUUGCAAUUGGCUUUGCAACUGGGUUUUGGGGAGUUAUUGGGACUUUGUGGUUCAAGAAAACUUGGAGGCAUGCUUACUUCAGAUGGGUGGAAGAUUUAGCCGACACGAUCUAUGUCACAACUGCAAUAAGAAUGGCAAAAUUGAAGAAGUGGAUGAUGAUGAGAAGCCGUGUAAUUGCUUGAUCAUGUAUUCAUAUGUGUGUUUUUAUUUUUAUUUUGAAGAAUCAAAAGUGGAAAUAAAUUAAGGAAAGUGAAUGGUGUUUGAUGCAUGUAUGAAUGUAUGUGUAUGCAUGAAUUUGUAAUAGAGAUUGUCAUUUGAUGUUUAAUCUCAAGAACCUCUGCAUAAAACAGAACAACAUAUCUAACAAAGUUAUAAAUUGAAGUUGAGUUAAUAGCUCCCUUCUGCAAUUCACCUCUUUUGAUGCACCAAUUUUCUUAAAUUCCUUUUGAUUUCAUUUUCUCUGAACCUUGAUUCAAUGCAGCAGUAACCAUAUCACAACUGUUAUGUAACUAUACACUUCAUUUGUGGUUCAAUAUACUUGCUGGUUACAGAGGGCAGAGGCUAUUCAUUCAAUUUUGUUAGCAUUCAUUCUAUAACAAGUAAUGUGCAAAGGAACACACACCUAAUGAUCUAAUCGAAUAAGAUUAGUAAUUCCUUAAGCUUGAGGAAAGUAGUAUAUGUGUCCAAAUGGUCUUAUAUAUCAUGUAAAAAAAUAAUAAUGUCAAAUGAUUCAAUUCUCUAGCAGUAUACUAUAGCAUUAUACAUAAUUUAGUCAUGAUGAUAGUAAAUUAUUUGGUUCAAUUAAAACACUGAUUCUCAGUUGAUUGAAGAUAACAAAGAAGCAAUGAGACCUCUUUCUCAGCUCAUCACAAUCAGUUAGUGAAACAACAAUGCUAAAAUAUAAACCACGGGGGAGGGGGGCAAAAAAGUUAAAAGAUUCAAGAUAUGAUCAAUAUAAACAGAUUUCAAGAACAUAAAACCAUUAUGAAAAAUGCAAAAGUAUGUAAUGAGAAAAAAAUUAAGAGGAAACUAGCAAGACAACUACUAAAUCAUACACAUGCUACGUUGCAGUUUUUAUAAGACUAUUAAAAACUGUGUAUGAGAAUAUGCAUAUUUUUCAAGGUGUAUUUGGUCCGGGAAAAAUAAGAGCUACAUCUUCACUAAAAUGAUAAAACAAGAGACAAUAUUUACAAGAGAGAUUGUCCAUAGUAGAUUUUCAAUUUUACAAAAUAAGUGCUACAUAUUUACCAAAUUACUUGGUUUAUUAAGAGCUCCUGAAGUUCUAAUGGAUUGCUUAACCAUUGGCUCUAUAAAUAUGAGCAUCAAGCACUGGAUUUUCUCCAUUAAUGAGCUCAAAGACACAAACAUCUCCAACUUUUAAAUCAUUCUCAAGACUAAAAGGCCGCCAACCAUUCGAGAUAUAGGCAGCUGCUGCUACGGGAUAACAGAGCAACUUUGCAGGCCACAACUUUCCUUUGUACUGAAUCUCUACAUUCUGCUCCUUGUUUUCAAAAUACUUUGUGUAGAAGGAAGCUUUAAAAUUCUGCAUGGUAUAUAACAUUAUGUAACAAUACCACAUAAAAGCUUGCAUGAUAUAUAAGUUUCCUUAUGGAUAAAUGUAUAAGCUUAAACUUACAGCCCUUGAUCUCUGUAGAUUACUUUUCACUAGCUUGAUUAUGAAAGAGGGAUUUUCUUAGUUAAACUUCCGAACUUCUUCCAGACAUAGAAAACCACAGAACCCAGCCUCAAAAACUGCCUCCGAUACCAAAAAAGAAUUUAAAAAACGAAAUUACGGAAUAAGGCAGAUACCACAGAUUAGUUCCUUUGGAAGAA
Molecule: messenger RNA, 5121 nt
Organism: Arachis ipaensis
Lineage: Eukaryota; Viridiplantae; Streptophyta; Magnoliopsida; Fabales; Fabaceae
Molecular function (GO): protein binding
Source: RefSeq, a predicted model, not a curated record